This is a messenger RNA of Triticum turgidum subsp. durum (durum wheat), 1251 nucleotides long. The record is from the annotation of a GenBank genome assembly. Lineage: Eukaryota; Viridiplantae; Streptophyta; Magnoliopsida; Poales; Poaceae.
AUGUUUGGGAUCCAACCCAGGGAUGUGUCAGACGAUGAUUUCAACCCGAGGAGGAGGAGGUGGUCAUUGUGGACCACGCCACCUGCAUCCAUGCCCACCACCAGCCACACUAGCAGGCCCCGGAAGGGCCAUGCCAACACCUACCACAUGUCGGUCAAGUUUGAGGAUCUCUGUGGCUUCAUGGUGGAGGGCAACGUGGACGAUGUCAAUGUGCUGAACGAGGUGAGGGAGAGGAUAAGGGAGCAAGGGAGGGUGUGGUGGGCGCUGGAGGCAAGCAAGGGCGCAAACUGGUACCUCCAGCCCAGGAUCUCCUCCAACGGUGGCCAGGGUGUGAUUAGUGUCACGUCGCUCAAGCUAUCAGUGCUCACAAAUACAGUUACACUGAGGAGGCUGAUCAGGAAGGGGGUGCCACCAGCGCUGAGGCCAAAGGUAUGGCUGUCGGUGUCAGGUGCAGCCAAGAAACGGUCGACAGUGCCUGAGACAUACUAUGACGAGCUGAUCAGGGCCACGGAAGGGAAAACUACACCGGCCACUCGCCAAAUUGACCAUGAUCUCCCUCGCACCUUCCCUUGCCAUCCCUGGUUGAACAGCGAGGAAGGUCAGGCAUCUCUUCGACGUGUACUUGCUGGGUACUCAUUCCGUGAUUCAGAAGUUGGAUAUUGCCAGGGUUUGAAUUAUGUAGCCGCUCUGUUGUUGCUCGUUAUGAAGACAGAGGAAGAUGCAUUCUGGAUGCUUGCCGUACUCUUGGAAAAUGUUCUUGUCAGUGAUUGUUAUACUGAUACUCUUUCUGGAUGCCAUGUUGAGCAGAGAGUAUUCAAAGAUCUUCUAGCUAAAAAAUGCCCCAGGAUUGCUGCUCAUCUUGAUGCAAUGGGGUUUGAUGUUUCACUUGUUGCCACAGAAUGGUUUUUGUGCCUCUUCUCCAAAACAUUGCCAUCCGAGACAACCCUCCGUGUGUGGGAUGUGUUAUUCAAUGAAGGAGCAAAGGUCUUGUUCCAUGUCGCCCUAGCAAUUUUCAAGAUGAGAGAAGACGAUCUUCUACGCAUCCAACAUAUUGGUGAUGUAAUUGAUGUUCUGCAGACAACUGCCCAUCACUUAUAUGAGCCUGAUGAACUGCUCACGUUUGCGUUUGAUAAGAUUGGCUCCAUGACAACAAACACAAUCACAAAAGAAAGGAAACGGCACGAGACGGUGGUCAUGGCGGAGCUUGACCAAAGAACCAGACGGCUGGGGUCGCUUAAGAUGGAUGCAUGA